AUGGCGGAAGCACUCGGCGUUGCAUCCAGCGUCAUUGCUGUGGUCGAAUUAUCUGAAAAAGUAUUUUCCCUAUGCCUAAAAUACGUCGACAAGGUGAAGAACGCCAAGAAUGAUAUUCAAAGACUAUGCAAAGAAGUUGUCACUUUUUUGACUACCACCAGAGAGCUCCAGGCUCUCGUUGAAGGACCUCGUGGCAAUGAGUUGAAAGCAUCGCAACACUUGAAGUCUGCGAUAGAAGACAGCCGCUUGAGGCUGGAAAUCCUCGAGAAACAGCUUCAGCUUUCGACUGGUCGAAAUGGGAUGGGCCUUUUUGCUAUAAGCGCACACAAAUGGGCAUUUAAAAGCAAAGAGGUUAAGGAAACCAUUGAGGAUCUCGAACGUUGCAGAGGCACUAUUUCUUCAGCGUUGACUAUCGAUCAGACCACGAUCCUCCAGAACGUGAAUGACCGAACUACGCUUAACCAAUUACCCAUUGCACACGGUGCCUCUUUUGACUCCAAGGCAGGAGAACACAACCCGACAUGCUUGCCUGAUACACGUGAGGAGCUUCUCAAAGAAAUAGACUGCUGGAUCGACAACCCCACGUCCAAGACGAUCUUCUGGCUUAAUGGCAUGGCGGGAACUGGAAAGUCGACUAUCUCGCGGACUGUUGCACAUUCACGAUCAAAGCGGGGUGAUCUUGGUGCCAGCUUUUUCUUCAAGAGGGGAGAGAGGGACAGAGACAACCUCAACAAAGUGAUGUCUACUCUAGCCUAUCAACUGGCUUUUGACAUUCAAGGAGCUGCUAUCUUCAUCAAGAAGACUCUUGAUGACAAUCCGGCCAUUGUGGGAAAGUCGACAAGAGAGCAGUUCCAAAAACUCAUCCAAGAACCGCUAUCUGAGGCAGCAGCGGUGGCGAAAGCGACGUCCCCAGUUGUGGUAGUGAUCGACGCGUUGGACGAGUGUGAUCAAGAGGCUGAUAUUAGGUUGCUGAUAAAUAUUCUCUCGCAAGCCAAAACUCCGCUUCCUCACCUCAGGGUGUUCUUAACGAGCAGGCCAGAGCUUCCCAUUCGGUUGGGAUUUAGUCAGGUGCAGGGCUCCUAUCAGAACUUAGUUCUACAUGACAUCCCACCACAUAUUGUCAAGCACGAUAUAGUUGUGUUCUUGAAUGCCGAGUUUGAGAAGAUCCGAGACGAUUUCAACAUGACUGUCAGCGACGAAAGGAAGCUGCCUUCGGAUUGGCCAGGCCACCCAAUUGUACAGAGUCUCGCGCAGAUGGCUGUACCGCUCUUUAUCUUCGCAGCGACCGUUUGUCGUUUUGUUGGCGAUCGGAACCGCAAUAGCCCUUCGAUACAGCUGCGUAAGGUUCUAGACUACCAGAGUAAAGGUCAUGUUUCUCAAUUAGACCUGACGUACGGGCCGGUCCUACGCUCAUUCAUUACUGGCGUUUCGGGAGACGAUAAAAAGCAGAUUAUCAAUAACUUCAAGAUGAUAAUUGGCGGUAUAGUAAUGCUUGCAGAUCCUCUUUCAGCUAGGGCCUUGUCACAACUGCUUAAAGUCGAUCCCGAGGUCGUAGAUAACAGACUGGACACACUCCAUUCGGUUCUCAACAUCCCGCCGACACGGAACGCGCCCGUACGACUACUGCAUCUAUCUUUUCGAGACUAUUUAAUUAAAGAGAAAAGCGAGUUCCAAGUAGAUGAGAGAUGUACUCACCAAAUGUUAGCGAAACACUGCUUGCGCAUUAUGCGCGGUGCGCUGCGGAAGAACAUAUGCGGCCUAUCUUUUCCCGGUAUGCGUCGAUCUGCAGUCGACCUUGAGCAACUGGAGAAAAGUAUGCCUUCACAAGUCCAAUAUGCUUGCAUGCACUGGGCUUAUCAUCAGACCGAGGGUGACUCCAGGCCAAACGAUGAUAAGGAAAUUUAUGACUUUUUGACGACAAAGUUUCUGCAUUGGGUGGAAGCGAUGAGUCUACUGGGGCGAGCCAAGGAAUGCCUGGACUCACUUAGGUUACUAGCCCGAUGGGUAGAGAACCAAAAAGACUCGAGGCUGUCGACUUUUGUGGCGGAUGCAGUGCGGUUUGUUCAGAUCUACUUUUCCGUAAUAGCCGAAGCGCCGCUGCAGAUUUAUUGUUGUCUGGCUUUUACACCAAGCAAGAGUGUUGUGCGAAUGAGAUUUGAAUAUGCUAUUCCGAGAUGGAUAAGCGCGUUGCCGAAGGUUGAGGCAAACUGGGAUGCGUGCUUGUUGACUCUAGAGGGCCAUAGCAGCUGGGUCAACUCGGUGGUGUUCUCGCACGACUCGAAAAAGGUGGCAUCAGGCUCUCAUGACAAGACGAUACGGAUCUGGGAUGCCGAGACGGGCGAGUGCGAGCGAGAGCUGAAGGGCCAUACCGGCCAUAUCUACUCGGUGGUGUUCUCGCACGACUCGAAAAAGGUGGCAUCAGGCUCUGAUGACAAGACGAUACGGAUCUGGGAUGUCGAGACGGGCGAGUGCGAGCGAGAGCUAGAGGGCGAUACCGGCCAUAUCUACUCGGUGGUGUUAUCGCACGACUCGAAAAAGGUGGCAUCAGGCUCUGAUGACAAGACGAUACGGAUCUGGGAUGCCGAGACGGGCGAGUGCGAGCGAGAGCUGAAGGGCCAUACCAGCUAUAUCUACUCGGUGGUGUUCUCGCACGACUCGAAAAAGGUGGCAUCGGGCUCUCAUGACGAGACGAUACGGAUCUGGGAUGUCGAGACGGGCGAGUGCGAGCGAGAGCUAGAGGGCGAUACCGACUGGGUCAGCCCGGUGGUGUUCUCGCACGACUCGAAAAAGGUGGCAUCAGGCUCUUAUGACAAGACGAUACGGAUCUGGGAUGCCGAGACGGGCGGGUGCGCUUGCGAGCCAGACGACGACUAUACCGACGAUGUCUACUCUGUGGUGUUCUCGCAUGACUCGAAAAAGGUGGCAUUAGGCUCUGUUGACGGGAUGAUACCGAUCUGGGAUGCUGAGACGGGCGAGUGCGAGCAAGAGCUGAAGGGCCAUACCGGCCAUAUCAACUCGGUGGUGUUCUCGCACGACUCGAAAAAGGUGGCAUCAGGCUGUUGUGACGGGAUGAUACGGAUCUGGGAUGCCGAGACGGGCGAGUGCGAGCGAGUGCUAGGGGGCCAUGCCGAGUGGGUCACCUCGAUGGUGUUGUCGCAUGACUGGAAAAAGGUGGUAUUAGGCUAUUAUGACGGGAUGAUACGGACCUGGGAUGUCGAGACGGGCGAGUGCGAGCGAGAGCUGAAGGGCCAUACCGGCCAUAUCUACUCGGUGGUGUUCUCGCACGACUCGAAAAAGGUGGCAUCAGGCUCUGAUGACAAGACGAUACGGAUCUGGGAUGCCGAGACGGGCGAGUGCGAGCGAGUGCUGAAGGGCCAUACCGGCCAUAUCUACUCGGUGGUGUUAUCGCACGACUCGAAAAAGGUGGCAUCAGGCUCUGAUGACAAGACGAUACGGAUCUGGGAUGCCGAGACGGGCGAGUGCGAGCGAGAGCUGAAGGGCCAUACCAACUGCGUCAACUCGAUGGUGUUCUCGCACGACUCGAAAAAGGUGGCAUCAGGCUCUGGUGACAAGACGAUACGGAUCUGGGAUGCCGAGGCGGGCGAGUGCGAAGACCUCGUAUCAUUGCAUGUCUAUGCAGGUGUUCUAUCUUUUACGCUUGAUGGGCGUGGCAUUGUCACAGACUGUGGUACAUUUCCCCUGACAUGCAGCUCACAAUCUCGCCCCGGUUCUGCUAUGCCGUGGCAAUCUUCGCAUGCCCCGAUGCUUGCCUGCACAGACAGCACCUGGGUCACAGCGGCCGGAAAGGACUUACUCUGGCUGCCUCCCGAAUGCCGCGGCGGAAAAGUAGCUGUUUCGGGAAGCAGAGUUGUGAUAAAUUGCCUAUCAGGAAGAGUCUUGGUAUUGGGGAUUUCUAUGGCGGACAUGGAGCAGUGGAUGGAUACAACUACUGAGAAUAUGAGGGCGUACUAA
Messenger RNA from Fusarium poae, 3972 nucleotides. RefSeq lists its product as uncharacterized. The transcript is spliced from 3 exons. Lineage: Eukaryota; Fungi; Ascomycota; Sordariomycetes; Hypocreales; Nectriaceae. The coding region runs from base 1 to 3972 and encodes 1323 amino acids. Gene Ontology annotation, molecular function: protein binding. The record is from RefSeq and is a predicted model, not a curated record.